Molecule: messenger RNA, 6352 nt
Organism: Cherax quadricarinatus
Lineage: Eukaryota; Metazoa; Arthropoda; Malacostraca; Decapoda; Parastacidae
Source: RefSeq, a predicted model, not a curated record
UUAUAUAACCAUUAGAUGACUGCCCCCUACCUGUUACUCCUUACUCGUGAAUAUUAUGACGAUCAAUGUUUAAUUUUCUUGUUAUUUGCAGGAGCAGUUGGUGGAGGUCGCGCAGGUCCUCCCUCCACCAGUGACCGCCAAUCACACCACACAGACAAGUCAUGGAGGACUCACCGUGACUCCAGGGACUCGAGUCAGCCUCAUCUGGUUCCUUACUCUGGGGGCUACCCCUCAGGCUCAAGCACACAGUACACCAGCCGCCCACCACCCGCCCACUACCCACCCUCACGCCCUUCCUACUCUAGUGGGCGGCCUCCUUCCCGCCCGCACACACCAUCAGCCACUUCAUCUUCAUCAUCUUCAUCUAGUGAGGAUGAUAGCGAACAUGCGCAAGGUGCUAUUGUGCCUGUUGGUUCUAUGCCUCAUCCAAUAUAUGGCUACUCCGGCUAUUACCCUGGCUACCCGCCUGGCCCUCCACAACACCCUGGCUACCCAGGCACGUUGAAAUCUGCUCGAUCAGUGCCAGCCUUGGCCCUAGCCACCUGGGAUGGCGAACCCUGCCCUGUGCAUGGCAGCGGCCCCCUCUCAUUCCCACAGGGACCAUUACCUCCCCCAGGGUACCCACCCAUGAUGCCACACGGUGCCAUGUCAUUGCCACCUCCGCCAGGCUCCAACCGUCGUGUUAACUCUAUCUACGACAUGCGUCUUGCAGCACCUCCAGGAGCCAUCUAUGGAACACUUCCCGGGAGGUCGUUGCCAGCAGACAGGCGAAGCCUGGCCGGCUCAGCUGUCAUUGGUCCCGCGGCGCCGGGUGCUCCUCCAGGUAUCCCUCCACACCUCCUCCCACCCAUGGCUCGCCCACUUCCACUAGUGGUAGAUGAAAAAGGGAACCCCGAGCCCUUACCUGUGCGCAAAACGGCUGACAAGAACGGCUCCCUACCCCUAAGUAUUGCAGCAAAAGUAGCAGCAUCAGUGGGGCACCUGGAGAGUGACAGCCACUUGAAGAACCGUGUGUGUUGUCGAGGUGGAGCCUGUGUUGCCUGGGUCAUCCUGGCAGUUAUAUGUCUAGGUGUUCUUCUGGCUGUAAUGCUCAGGUUUAUAUUAUAAGCUUGUACAGCGGCCAUGUAGUGGAUACACCUGGGAUAAGUCAAAUGAUACAAAUUAAGGUACAUGAUUUACCUAAUGAUGGUUUUAAAUCAUUUCCAAAAAUUUUGGAAGUGCAUGACUUAAUAAGAAGUAAAUUAAGUAUAUUACGAUAAUUAAAAUGAUGUAGAUAAAUGGUUCAGAGAACUGACAAGUUGAUAAAUUAGACACAUGUGUAACACUUAGGGAUCUUUAGUGAAGAAACGUUUCCUCAGUAAAGAUACCCAAGUGUUGUACAUGUGUCUAAUUUAUCAACUAAAAUGAUAAAAUUAACCAUGUUAAUUGUGUAAUUGCUUCUACACAGUGGAUAACAUUGCCAUUUUUCUCAGAUAAGAAAUUUGAAGCAAAAUUUAGACAUAAACCGACAACGUUGUGGGUUUUCUAUUUAUGAUAAAUCUGUAUAGUCCUUGUGGCUUAGCGCUUCUUUUUGAUUAUAAUAAUAUUUAUGAUAAAUGCAACACUUGUGUAUCUUUAUUGUGGAAAUAUUUGCAGAAUAUAGAUACCUAAGUGUUGCACAAGUGUCAUAUUUAUCAACAUAUCGGUUUUCUAAAUUUAUUCAAAUAGCCAUUAAUGGUUGGAAGGCAAAAUGCCAUUAAGUACGGAAAUACAAAGACACGGAAGAGCAAGCCUUUUUAAGAGCAUUUUACUCUUAAGUGAGUUCUCCUUGAAGUCAUACAGAGGGUAGUUAGUAAGUACCUUUGUACAUAACUGUCUUUGCUCAAAGUCUUGUCUGUGCUUUGCUGCAAGUGUCUUUGUAUUACCUUAGAUAUUAUAGUUAAUUAUAACAAACCAGUCAUGGGAUUUUAUGCUAGGAAUGAAUGUAUGUAUUUAUAUAUGCAGUGAUUACAUGGAACUUAUCCUGUGAUCAGGAUUAUUGCAUAUGUUAGAAAUUACUCUGUACUUUUAAGUUAUUGUAUAUGUUAUAUAUUAAUUACAAUUAUGUGAACAGACAUUGCAUAAGAUCAAGUGUUUAUUAUAGACAGUGUUUUGCCAGGUACGAACUUAUUAAGUCAGUGGUAGAAACUCCAAAAUAUUAGCAGUGGGAGGUGAAAAUGAUAUGAAGACACACACUGUAGAAGAAGCUUUGUUUUGUGAUAAUGUUUUUAUCUAUUUAGAUGACUGAGAAAGAUCUGAACAGAUCGAAAUGUUCCAGUAAAGGCUUUGUUCUCCUAGGAAAAGUGUGUUAUGCUGGAUUCUGCAUUAUAAUCUUUGUUUCUACAAGUACAUGUACAAGGUAUACAGGCCUUUCUGUACAUACUAUUGUACAGAAAGACCCUUGUUAUGCAGAGCAUUUCCCGCAAAUUAGGUCAGUUUUGUCCCCAGGAUGCGACCCAUACCAGUCGACUAACACCCAGGCACCUAUUAAUUAAUGUGAAAUUUAUAAUGUAAGGUGUUUGUAUUGUGACAAAAAUGCUUCAUAAAUAUAAAUGUGAGCAUUUUUUCACAAUACAAACACCCUACAUUAUAAAUUUCACAUUAAUGUGAAAACCUGCAUCACAAGGGGUUAUAUGGAAGAGGGUUGGUGAGAUGAGGUUCAGGAUUUCUUAGAAACUAUCAUGUACGAGAAUUGAUCCCUACACCGCAAAAUUGUAGAAAUUGCUGGCGCUUCAGCUACCCUGCAAAAUAUUGCAGGUCAUUGGCAGAAUGCCCGGUCUGUGGUGCUGCUGACCAUAGCAAUCCAUCCUGCAGCCAACCUCCCUCUUGCCUUAAUUGCAAAGAAGCACACCCACUUUAUCUUUAAAAGUUAAGCAUCACUUGGUAGUAAUUUUGCUAGAGGUGGAUUGUACUAUUUUGUCUUUCAUAAAGUGCUAACACUGUGUGGAAAAGACAGCACAAGAAGGAGUGGUCGAGGCUUGAACCUCUGCUAUUCACUCUCCACUCCUUGACUUGCUGUUGGUGUCCCAGGAAAUGAACAGACAGAUGCUGAGGAGAAGCCUACUACAACAAACUUGCUGCAUUGCAGACUUCAGCCUUACAGUGUCUUCAUGCAUAAAUACAUAGAUACAUGUAUAUCCUUGGGGACUUGCUGGCUCGGUGGGUCCUACUGUCAUGAUAUAGGGUCCAGCAGUGUGUGUGUGUGUGUGUGUGUUGGUCCUCCUUCAACAGGACUCAUCACCUGAGAUGAGUCUUUGUAAAUUGCAGGAUCAGGCCCAAACCUGUUGCAGGUGUUUCUGUCCUAUGUGACGCGUGUGCUGUUUAACACAUUUUAACUGUUUGUCCAGGAUUUAGGUGGUCUUCUUUGCUUUCAUUCUGGUGGUCUUGGGGAACUUCAAGGAGAAUCUUUUCACAUUAACAUUUUAACCCUUAAACGGUCCAAACAAAUCGACGUUCAAAUUCGUAGUGCUACAAAAGUAGAUCUACUUUUUUUUAACAUAUUUUCAAAUGUAACAAAAAAAAAAUGUAGAUAAAAGUUUUUUUACAUGUUUUCAAAUGUAAAACAAAAAAGAUCUACAUUUUUUACAUACUUUCAGAUGUUGAAAAAACGUGUAUAUACGUUUGGACCAUUUAAGGGUUAAUGGGAUUUUUAACUAUUGCUGUUAAUUUUAACUUACAUGAUAGUAUUUAUAUGUAAGUUUUUUAUUGUUUAAUUUUAUCUUCAAUUUUUGUAUGUGUUGUAUGUAUGUUUAAUUGCCAGCAGUGCUGAAUGAUUUACACGUUCAAAGUGGUCUUCAAGUUUCAAGACUAUCUACCUUCCUGACCAGCUAAGCUGUUGAUGAAGUGGAAAAAUGUCCCUUGGCUAUGUUCGAUAAUUCCUAAACUCGCAUUAUUCCAGCUAUGAUUUCUUCAGCCUCAGAGUCUUCUGUAACCUCCUAUUUCACAACGAAAUUGGCAUUGUUCCUAUCUUUGAUGUUGGUGUUUGUUGUGGUGGCUAACAAAUGCAUUGUUAGUUUUUUGUGCUUUCCAAACAUAUCUCGUGGAUGAAAACACAAAGACGACAGUGUAAGUCUUUAUUAUAACAAUGUUUAUCCUUAAGGAAACUUUAUCAAGUGAUGAACAAAGUUUGGUAAUAAAGGCUUAUGCUGUAUUAUGUCUUUUCAUCCUAUUGUGAGCUUCUUGGCUGGGGCCCAAGGUAGCCCUUGUGGUUUAGCGCUUCGUUUUGAUUAUAAUAAUAAUGGGGCCCAAGGCUGUUCGACUGCCUCCCACCAUACAUAAGAGGGACUACCAAUAGACCCCUGGCUGUCUUAAGAGGGAACUGGACAGUCAGUUCCCAACCAACUGGGCUGUGGUUCAUACAUUAGUUUGUGUGCAGCGAGCAGUAACAGUCUGGUUGAUCAGGUCCUGAUUCACUCCGAGGCCUGGUGUCGGACCAGGGCGUGGGGGUGUUGAUCCCUGGAACACCCUCCAGGUAUUGCCUCUUCCACAACAACUGUUGUUCAAUCCUUGUGUUAAUAUCUCCUGAUGCUAGGUGAGAUUUUGGCCAUCUUCCCACCAUAGGCAGGUUUGAGAAACUAUACUCAUGAUUAUGAAUUGGACACACACGGCUCACGCAUGGAUACCACAUAGAGGAAAUUCUAUCACUGCUGCAAUGAUUGAUUGCUUGGCUGCACUGUCAGUUUGUAAUAUCUUUAAUUAGUUUAAUACCUUUAUUAUGCACCCCAUACCCAUCCUGUGGGCGGUAGUCGAAAGAUUACAAAGGUACAUAAUGGGUCCAGGGACUGGACCCCAUAAUAUCUUAAUAGAUUGUCCUGUUGAUCAGUGUUAUGCAGGACUCCCGAAAUCUACAACACCAUAACACACACUGACCUCCUUGCUGAAAGUCCCACUUUCAAAGCAUACUCCUUGAGUUUCUAAUGGAAACUAAUCUGUUGUACUAGCUGUAAUUUCAAUUUUAUUGUUGCAGUAACCUCCACUUAACCCUAUCCGUCGUUCAUUCCUAACGUUCGCACAUUGCUUCUCUUGCACUGCAUUACUUUCACUGCUGUAUAACCUAUACAGAUGUUGUGCUCUAAUAAAUUAUUUUAUUAUUAUUAUGACUCUCGAAAUAACACAAUAACAAACAAACCAGGGAACAGGUGGGUUUUGAACCCAUGAAGAGGAGUUUUAGGACUCGCUCGUCAUAGGUUCAUUAUUAUUAUUAUAAUCAAAGUGCUAAACUGACAAGGGUCAUGCAGCAUGCCAUAGAUUCAAACCUCACCAGUUCCCCUGGUUUAUUUUUAGAUGGAGCCAGAUUUUGGGAAUGUUAUGAAACUAGGCCAUCUGUUUAAUGCUCCUUUAUCCUGAUGCAACGUGAUAUACAAGUGAGUUUUUGUUUCUUCCAUUGACUUGAUAAAGUGAAAUAUUUACAAUAAAGACAGGUCGCAGAACGAGCCUUUAUCUGGAUAAGGUUUCACUCUUUAUUAAGCUUUAUAACUUGAUAAAGCUCUGCACACAGCGAAACUUUGUCCCAUUAAGUUAGUUUAAUAGUGUUAUGUAUCCCACACUCUGGUAGUCAAAAGAUUACAGAGGUACAUAAUGGGUCCAGGGACUGGACCUCAUUUGAUAGCUAAACAAGUUACAGCAGUAAUGAACUAUUUACAUGUUUAAAUCUGGUUACAGUCGUAAUACUGCAGUGUUUUUGUUUUCAUACUUGUCAACAAUGCACCAAAAUGUUUAGUUCACAUAUUUGUCGGCAAUCCUUGCCAUGUGUCCAUUGUUAUAAAUGAGCUGUUCAGAAUUACUCCAGCUGACUAUAUCUUAUGCAACACAAGGUUGAGUGAAGUAUUCCAGGUGCUUUUUAUAUUGGUACUCUUAAUAAAUAAGAUUCAUACUGUAAUUGUCAUUACAAACAGCCUCGUAACAGAAGGGGCCGUGGAGGCAUUGGUCCUCAAAAACCAUCUCCAGGUAUACAGUGACUGUAUGGUGUGUACAUACACUGUAAGGUUAUAUAGUGUCGUGGAUGUACUCUUGAGAGUUAAAUAUCCAGUAUUGUUGGUAACUCUUAAUGCAACUUAGUGAAGUAGUAUUUUGGAGUGUACGUAUAUGAGAGAGUACGAGUCAUAAUGUCAUGGCUGCAACAAUAGUCACACUUUAGAGAGGAAACUUGAAAUGAUAUUUCAGACUGCCAUGGACUAAGUCACAACUCGUGUGACUGAUAAUUGUCCUAAACGGAAUGAAAUCUCGUCUGAAGUUCUUUCCGAAGUGCGAAUUGUCGCUGAAAAAAUGUAUAUAUACUUUAUAUAUUUUUGGGCUACAUAUUUUAAGGACAUAAUUCUACUUUUGUAAACAUUUU